AUGGCCACUGUUCUUGUUACCGGCGGCUCAGGCUAUGUAGCCUCUCACCUAAUCUUGAAGCUGCUACAAGAUGGCUACACCGUCCGAACCACACUUCGAAGCCUUUCCAAGGAGCGGAAUGUCAGAUCAGUAUUACAAAAAGCCGGCGCAGGAAAUAUGGAUCGCCUGUCAUUUCAUGCUGCCGAUUUGACUCAGGAUAAAGGCUGGGAUGAAGCUAUCCAAGGCUGCACUUACGUCCACCACGUCGCAUCACCAUUUCCCGGAGGGGAACCAAAAGACGAAAAUGAGUUAAUCAUCCCAGCAAGAGAGGGAACUCUACGAGUCUUAAAGGCAGCUCGAAACGCUCAUGUUAAAAGAGUAGUAUUCACAUCCUCCUUUGCCACAAUCGGAUACGGAGGCAAGGACCGGCUGGAGCCAUACACUGAAGAAGACUGGUCCGUGUUGGAUGGCCUACCAGCAUAUCACAAAAGCAAGACUCUGGCGGAAAAGGCUGCCUGGGAGUUCAUCGAAACUGAAGGAGGAGAUCUGGAGCUCAGCGUCGUCAACCCAGUUGGCAUAUUCGGCCCUGUUCUGAGCAACGACAUGUCAUCGUCCAUUACACUCAUCUUGAAACUCAUGGACGGAAGCAUUGGCAAAUGCCCUCGAACAUAUUUCAACAUCGUGGACGUCCGUGAUCUGGCCGAUCUACAUAUCCGGGCUAUGCUCGACCCUGCGGCAAAAGGUGAACGCUUCAUUGCAAGUAGUGACGGCAAACCCAUGGCACUAUUCGACGUUGCCCGGACUAUUUCCCAAGGUCGUCCCGAAAAGGCAAAAAAGGUUCCAACAGGCGAAAUGCCUUCAUGGGUGGUUCGGAUUGCCGGUAUCUUUAGCCCUACCGCUCGGCAGGUUGUGCCAGUUCUCGACGUUAUAAGAGCACUCAGGAAUGAAAAGUCGAAGAAAACACUUGGAUGGACGCCUAGAACGCCACAGCAGACCAUCCUUGAUACGGUGGAUAGCCUGAUUGAGCAUGGUAUUGUAUAG
Trichoderma aggressivum f. europaeum is the source of this 1020-nucleotide messenger RNA. RefSeq lists its product as uncharacterized. Gene Ontology annotation, molecular function: oxidoreductase activity, acting on the CH-OH group of donors, NAD or NADP as acceptor. Lineage: Eukaryota; Fungi; Ascomycota; Sordariomycetes; Hypocreales; Hypocreaceae. The record is from RefSeq and is a predicted model, not a curated record. The coding region runs from base 1 to 1020 and encodes 339 amino acids. The transcript has a single exon.